Molecule: messenger RNA, 2109 nt
Organism: Sorghum bicolor (sorghum)
Lineage: Eukaryota; Viridiplantae; Streptophyta; Magnoliopsida; Poales; Poaceae
Product: E3 ubiquitin-protein ligase Smurf1
Exons: 14
Coding region: 246-1718 (490 amino acids)
Biological process (GO): alternative mRNA splicing, via spliceosome
Cellular component (GO): nuclear body; cytoplasm
Molecular function (GO): ribonucleoprotein complex binding; protein binding
Source: RefSeq, a predicted model, not a curated record
GCAGCACCGUGCUCCGUUCACGGAAUCACGGUUCACCGCGUUGCCUUCUCUUCUCCGGUUCCACCCCCCGCGCGCGUGCUCGCUCUCGUGGCGCAAACUCGGUGACCGCCGCCGCCGCCGUUCUACGUCAGGUGCCCAGGUCUAGCCUUGCCGGUCCCUUCGCCGGCGACGACCACCCAACCGGUUGUGAGAUCAGAAGCCAGAAGUUCAGCUAGGAGUGCAUCUUGUUUACCUUUUGCUUAAUCAUGGACAACACUCAGAAUCAACCACUACCACCUGGUGUUGGUACAUGGCCGCAGGCUCCUCCCAGUCACCCACCACAAUGCGAUGCUGAUCCGCAGUCUUAUCAUCCACAAUUUGACACUAGACCUGACAAUGCUAGUGCCAAUAGUAGUGGUAGUGCAGCAAACAUUGAGUCAGCUGUCCAGGAGGCUGUUCUUCACGCACAGGACAUUGAGACCCAGCAAGUCAUACAGAAUCAAAGACAUGCAAACACAACAAGUGAACCUACAACAUAUGGAGAAGACUUACUAUCGAACCGCCGUGACCCUAGUGCGUUGAAGGAGCACUUACUAAAGAUGACAGCUGAUCAUCGUGCAGAGAUGGCAAGCAAAAGGGGGAAGCCACUUCAUCCAAACAAUGGCAAUUAUGAAAUUGGCAAUGGCUAUGGUGUACCAGGAGGUGGUGCUUAUUAUGCUGCAAACUUGCCAAGUGCUCAAAUGAAUAAACCUAGAGAUGAAACUGAUAAAGCAAAAUGUGCAAACGAUCUCCCUGAUUUUUUGAAGCAGAGGUUAAGGGCAAGGGGAAUUCUCAAAGAUGAGACAGCAAAUAAGAACAACAUGAGUACACAGACCGUGGAUUCUCAACAAAGCCAGAACAAAUCUGCGCAAGAGUUGCCUCAUGGUUGGGUUGAAGCAAAGGACCUGACAACUGGUGCACCUUACUUCUACAAUCAAAGCACCGGAGUUAGUCAAUGGGAUCGCCCUGGCAGUGUUGUGAAUACCAUGCAACAUCAAGUUUCUCCAUCCUUGCCAGAGAACUGGGAGGAGGCAAUUGACAAAUCAACAGGCCACAAAUACUAUUAUAAUACGAAGACACAGACCACACAGUGGGAACCUCCUUCUGUGAGCACCAGUGUUACACCUCCAGCUUCCACCAACACUGCAAUUGAGCCAGUCGCUCAAACUGCAGAUAUUUGGAACUCUCAAAUGCAGAGAUGUCUGGGCUGUGGCGGAUGGGGGAUUGGUCUUGUCCAGCCUUGGGGAUACUGCAAUCACUGCACAAGGGUUCAAAAUCUUCCUUUUCAACAGUAUCCAUCUUACACAAGUAAUACGAUGCACGCCAGUGGUAACAAUGCUCCCAAAACUCAGGGGAAUGUUUCAGCUAAGGACAGAUCAAGCUCAAAACCGCCCUUAGGGAAACCAAACAGAAAAGAUCACCGCAAAAGGAACCGCCCCGAGGACGAUGAGCUUGACCCAAUGGACCCAAGUUCUUACUCAGACGCUCCACGCGGUGGCUGGGUUGUUGGUUUGAAGGGUGUUCAACCACGAGCAGCAGAUACUACCGCAGCUGGACCUUUGUUCCAGCAAAGACCAUAUCCCUCACCAGGUGCUGUGUUGAGAAAAAAUGCAGAGGUAGCAACCCAUGGCAAGAAACGUGGUAUGGCUCCGAUAACAAAAAGAGGAGAUGGCAGCGAUGGACUUGGGGAGGCAGAUUAGUCUUUUGCUGAACUGAAAUGUUGUGCGAUCAGAAUAUCCUCGGUGGUUUUGUCUCAGGAGCUGCUCAGCCAUCGUUGCACGCCUGAAGAAAAUCAGAUAGUCUACGACUGCCAGUUUUGAAACGAGGAAACUCACUUCAGUUCACAGAAACUCACUACAGUUCACAAGGUUCUGCAGCUAGAUUAAUAGCUAUAAUGUACUUGCUGGGCCUAGAGGAGCGAUGUGAGCUCACCGCGGUUUGAUGAUGACAUUCACUGAGCUUACCGUGAUUUGCUAAUGACAUUCACUGUGCCCUUGGUGUAAAUUUUAUAUUCGCCUGUAAUUAAUUGGAAAGAAAGUGAUUUCUACGUGAGGAAUUACUUUUGUGGAGUGAUGAAUCAUUCUGUCCAUG